UGUGGCGGUAGCCCGAGGCUCUUUUGCACGAGCUCAAAGUCGAAGUCGUUCGCGCUUACAUGCACACGCCGAGCAACAGCUUUACGUAUGUAGUUAUGCAUUAGUUGAGGUGACCACGCCAGGUUAGGGGCUAUCAGGCGCGCUUCUAUGAUCGCGGCUGGAUGCGAAUUCUACCUUACCUUGACCUUACCUCUCGCCGAACGUGGCUCGCAUACCCAACCCGGACAAGUUUACGCUCUGUCAUGGUCAGAUAUUUUGCGUUCGGCUACAAAGUCAAAUACCAGUGGAUUUUCGACCGUGCCAACGAGUUGUACAUGGUACCCUGGAACGAUACCACCGACGCGAGGGCGAACGUUAUGUUCGACUAUUUCGUUACUGUUGUCGGGCAAGCCGGCCUAAUGAGCUAUGUCCGACCAAUUGCUCUCAAAGACGAGGAUUGUGUUGGCUACUGUCUCGCCUCUACCGAUCCCAGUGACGGACUACCCUCGAGAGCGCGUGAUGCCGAAAAGAUUGAGAAGCUGAGGCAGAUUGUUGGCUAGGAUGGGCCUCCAAAGUGGUGGCAGCAGGCAUAACAUGGCGCUCCAUCCAGGUCUGCUACUCUCGCAGUAUCACCUCCAUUGGCAAGACAUGGGCCGCUGCCCUUCCAGUGCAGCUAGUCUGCUAGUGUAGGCAUUAUGAGCUCCUUUCACUUCCACUUCUUGAAAGACGUAUACAAUAGCUCCACUUUACCCUGUUCUUUCA
Molecule: messenger RNA, 741 nt
Organism: Phanerochaete carnosa HHB-10118-sp
Lineage: Eukaryota; Fungi; Basidiomycota; Agaricomycetes; Polyporales; Phanerochaetaceae
Exons: 4
Coding region: 243-539 (98 amino acids)
Source: RefSeq, a predicted model, not a curated record